ACAAAACAAAAAGAGAAACAAAACAAAACAACACUUCACUUGUUUCUUCAUUUUCUCACCAUUCUUUUCUUCAACCACACAAACCAAACCCAACCCAACCCAACCCAACCCAACAUCACACUCUUCUUCCUCCUCCCUCCAUCUCCGGCGGGUCAAUGACCCAAACCCGAAAACCCUCCGACCCAAAACACCGUACCCGAGAACCCAAAACCCCUUCUUCUUCUUCUUCUUCUUCGUUCUCCACGAGCGGCAUGAAACUCAUCGUGCCCCUUCAAGGCGUGGUUCAAGGUCGUGGAGGCCUUUUUCUCGGUACUCUCAUCCCUUGUGCACUCUUCUACUUCCUCCAGCUCUACCUCAAACGACGCCGUUCCGGCUUCAACAACCCUCCUUCUCCGUCUUCCACCUCUUCCCCUACCCUCCCUCGCACUUCCUCCCGCUCCAACUUGUCGACCCGUGGGUCAAUUUCCCGGGUCCGGGUCUCCAAGCUCGCCACCCUCGUCGCCAAGCCUGAUGACUCGCUGUAUUAUCUUGGCUUAGAAAAGGUCUCUCAGGAUCCCUAUGAUGCGUCGGAGAAUCCCAAUGGGAUUAUUCAGCUUGGCUUGUCUGACAACAAGCUGUGUUUGGAUUUGAUUGGGAAAUGGGUGUCCCGGAAUUUGGAGGGGUCGUUGAUGGGUAGUAGUGAUGAUGUUACUUUGAGCAUUAAUGGGAUUGCACCUUAUCAGCCACAUGAUGGAUUGGGGGAAUUGAAAAUGGCCUUGUCGGAUUUCAUGCAGCAGGUGAUGGGAGAAUCAGUGAAAUUCGACCCAUCAAAUAUGAUACUAACAUCUGGAGCAACUCCUGCAAUUGAAAUUCUUUCCUUCUGCUUAGCAGACCAUGGAAAUGCAUUCCUUGUCCCUACACCUUACUAUCCAGGCUUUGUCAGAGACGUGAGAUGGCGCCCAGGCGUUGACUUAAUACCUGUUCACUGUCGUAGUACUGACAACUUCAAUCUAAAUAUCACUGCUCUUGAACAAGCAUAUAGUCAAGCAAGAAAACGAGGAGUCAAAGUUCGUGGGAUCCUCAUCUCCAACCCUUCGAAUCCUGUUGGAAAUAUUCUGACACCAGACGUACUUUUCAGUCUUCUAGACUUCGCUGAAGAGAAAAACAUUCAUAUCAUUGCCGAUGAAGUAUUUGCAGGCUCGACAUAUGGAAGUGACAAGUUUGUGAGCAUAGCUGAAAUUCUCGAUUCCGAAUAUGUAGACAAGAGCCGGGUUCAUAUAGUAUAUGGCCUGUCGAAAGACCUCUCACUUGCUGGCUUUAGAGUUGGGGUUAUAUAUUCAUUCAACCACACUGUUUUAGCUGCUGCCAAGAAGUUAAGUAGAUUUUCCUCUAUAUCUGCGCCAACCCAAAGGUUAGUUGCUUCAAUGCUUUCAGAUAAAAGAUUUAUUCAGGAGUACCUUGAAACCAACCGGUACAGAAUACAACAGGUACAUGAUAAAUUUGUGGAUUGUUUAAGUAAACUAGGAAUCAAGUGUGCCAAGAGCAGUGCUGGCAUGUUUUGUUGGGCUGAUAUGAGCGGAUUAAUCCGACCGUAUAGUGAGAAAGGAGAACUUGAGUUAUGGGAGAAGUUUAUGAGUGUUAGUAAGAUCAAUAUAACUCCUGGAUCAGCCUGCCAUUGCAUAGAACCAGGAUGGUUUCGUAUUUGUUUUACAAGUAUAUCUUUUGAGGACAUUCCUCUAGUCAUUGAACGGAUUAGAAGAGUUGUUGAAAGUUGUAAAUCUUCCAGUUGAAGUUUCAUUUUUUUCUCCUGACACUUCAGGCUAUUGCCUGAUAUUGCUGUUUAGAAAUUUUGGGAAGAAAUGUAUACAUAAUUUAUUAUGAA
This is a messenger RNA of Lotus japonicus, 1861 nucleotides long. RefSeq names its product probable aminotransferase ACS12. The record is from RefSeq and is a predicted model, not a curated record. Gene Ontology annotation, biological process: biosynthetic process; amino acid metabolic process. The transcript is spliced from 4 exons. Bases 156 to 1769 code for a protein of 537 amino acids. Lineage: Eukaryota; Viridiplantae; Streptophyta; Magnoliopsida; Fabales; Fabaceae. Gene Ontology annotation, molecular function: pyridoxal phosphate binding; aromatic-amino-acid:2-oxoglutarate transaminase activity; L-aspartate:2-oxoglutarate transaminase activity.